AUGCCGAAGGCGGUGAAGGAGGACGCGGUCACCCACCGGGUCGGGACUGUGGCAGGGGUGAUGUUUCGCUUGCAUGUUUUGUACGCCCCUGGUGGAGUGGCAGAGCGAACGGCGAUCCUCAAGCAGUUUGAGGGCCAUGCGGGCGGGGAGAAUGUGACGGAGGUCAUAGCGGCCUUGAGGAAGUGGCGAAGGAACCUCACCAGGGCCAUUGAGAUGGGCGUGUCCCCACCAGAUGCCAGUGUUCUGCUCCGUGGGAUAGAGAUGAUCAUUGGUGGGGCCCUGAAACGGCUGCCAGACACCAGCUUUCGGCUGGCUUUAGCCAGGAAUGAGCUGCAGCUGCAAAACAGGCCCACUCAGGACACGGUGCUUCGCUACUUCGACCACGCCCUUGCCGAGCUACAGCAAUCAGCCCCUUCACGAGCCUUGAGGGCGCCAGGUGGAGGAGAUGAUCCUCCCAAGCUACGUGCAGCGGAUGCUCAGGCAGGAACGGGAGGUACGACAACAAGGACCCCCCCUGGAUCUCCGACGAAGCAGGGGCAGCGACAAGGAUGCAAGUUUUUCUUGUCGGACCAAGGCUGUCGCCGUGGUGCUGGGUGUAAAUAUGCGCAUGAGUUUGCCAGCAAGGAUGAGAAGCGGUCAAGAUGUUGGUUUUGUGGUUCAAAGCAACAUCGCCAGUCUGAGUGCCCCGUUAAGGACCCCACGAAGGCGAAGGGCACAGGAAGUGGACCUACGGCUUCCUCCGCUUCUAUGUCUCCUCAGGCGACUACUACAGUGGCGGCAGCAACCGCCCCGGAACCCAAGGCUAUGAUGGCCCCGUAUGGGAACGCGGCAAGUUCUACUAUGUCGACUACCUGUUCCGAGGGCCCUGUGGUGCAAGCGGAACCGGUUCAAGCUUUCACGCCUGAGGUGAUGCAGAGUCCUGAGCUACAGAACUUCGUGAAGGAGGUGAACACCAUGUUGCAGAGAAUGUCGGCGCUGAGGGCCAUGAGAGUUCGAGAACCGAUUGCUCCCGAGAUGGCCAAGAUGGAGAAGAGUUUGGAGGCUUUCGAGCUUCCCGAGGAGCCCUGGGCCCUGCUUGACUCCGGCGCCACGCACCCGUUCAAGAAUGUGACACCAAGGGAUGAGGACCAGACGCUUCCGGUUCAGGUCACUUUGGCAGACGGCAACAAAGUGGUUCUACAGCAGAACAGAGCAGGCACCCUGAUGCCGGCAAAGGGUUCCUCUAUGGCGAGCGGGGUGGCCACCACCACCAUCGUGCCCCUCGGCACACUGGUUCGGGAACUUGGAUGCACGGUGUCGUGGGAUCGUCAUGGCUUGAAGGUCAAGCAUCCGGAGCACGGGGUGAUCACCACCCAUGUUGCUGGCUCAUGCCCCUUCAUUGGCGAAACAAAGGCCCUGCAGUUGAUAGAGGAGAUCGAAGCGCGGAAGCUAGAGCAGCUCAAGGUGAAGACUGUGGAGUCGCAGUUGAAGAUGAGGGGCAUUGAGGCUACGGUGAGUUUCGAGGCCCAGCUUCACGAGUACAGGCGCACCGGCAAAAGAGCAGAUGGUCUUCAAGCCCUGUUGUGCGAGGACUCGGUGUUUGGGGUGAUGACAGAAGCUCAGCGUUGUUCCUUGAUUCAGGAUGUCGACCUCAGCGACAAGGCCGGGCACAAGUACCUCAAGGCUUUGCCAGUGAAGAGAGCUAUGAGAAGACGCUUGAUGACCUCUAGGUGGAUGGUUCACUUGUACUCUGGCGAGGCUACCGGUGAUGGCUCGGGUUUCAAGGUUCUCGAAGAAGAGGGAGUUACUUUGUUGGAGAUUGACAUUGGCAUCAGUCGCUCCUACAACAUGCGAGAGCCGGGCCCAGUGUAUCAGGCUUUGCUUUGGGCGGCUAUGCGAGGCCAAGUACAUGGAGUGUUUGGAGGUCCUCCGCGAGCAGAGGGCACGGGCGACUUGGUGAUGAAGCAGAUGUUCAUUUGGACCCUUGCUAGGUUGGCCGCUGAGAGCUAUGAGAUUGCGAGCCCGGGUUUUGCGAUGUGCAUGCCAACCAAAAGUGAACUAUGGAGCUCGAAGCUGUGGUCGUCGUUUAGAAGGGAGUAUGGUGUGAACCUGAAGAGGGGAGAGCCAGGGAUUUCCGUCGCUACCACACUGGAGAUUGAGCUACCUGAAGGACCCUGGGAACGACUACAUCCAAAUGGGGCAUUGACGUGGACUAUGGAUUUCAAGGAGGCCCUGAUCAAGAGUUUUCAACGAUGGCGGUCUGUUGUUCAUUUGCGUCGCAUGAAUGGACCUCUGAAAGAGAUGACCAAGGAGGAGCUGGCUAAGUGGAUUCAACAUGUAAGGGAUGGUCAUCUACCCUUCCAUCGGCGGUGCAAGACAUGUGUGGCGGCAAAGGCCACGGGACAUGCUCAUAGACGGAUUGAGGCACCAUCAUGCUUCACGAUGUCUUUAGAUGUUUGUGGACCGUUCCGAGUACGAGGCCACACUCCGGAGGCCAAAGACUUCAAGUACAUGUUGGUUGCUUCAUAUACCAUGCCACGGUUGAAGGAAGGAAGACUCCCGGAACAAGAUGUGAUCAUCAAUGAGCCAGAGGGUGGGAUUGGAGAAAUAGAUCCAGGCGAAGUUCUACCAGAUGGUCCAGUCCCUGAAGUUCCAGGCGAAGUUCUACCAGAUGGUCCAGUCCUUGAAGUUCCAGGCGAAGUUCUAGCAGAUGGUCCGGCACCUGAUCUAGAAGGUCUGUUUGAAGAAGAAGAAGUUUUAGAGGAUCCGAUGCCGAGUCGAGCAGAACAGGAUGAGAUGGAUCAACAGAACCAAGAGUACAAAGAACUGGUUGCCGAAAUUGGUGAGACGAUGGACUACCAGGUCCUACGUUUUGCGGUGCCCAUGAGAAGCCGAAGAGCAGCUGAGGUGAACCAGAGGGUCAGACAGCUUUACCUGCAGAUUCGGAGUGAGGGUUUGGAGGUGCUGAGGUGUCACAGUGAUCGUGCCCGUGAGCUGUGUAACUCUCGUCUACGUGCAUGGCUGAACGAGAGAGGCGUGCUGUGUACAACUGGAGAAGCUCAGUCGCCCCAGCAAAAUGGCAGGGCGGAGGCAACAGUUCGCUUUGUGAAGUCCGAAGCCAAGGCCCUUUUGACCGCUUCUGGGUUGGGUAAAGAAAACUGGCCUUUAGCAAUGAGGUAUGCAGUUUAUCGUCAACGACUACAAGCACUGAACAAAGACGAGACCCUCCCGCCUUUUGGUUGUCCCGUACAUGUUCGCACCAAGAUCUACGGACAAGCGGAGCGCUACGACUUGGACAACAAAUGGAGCCAUGGAGUGUACACUGGGCCGUCGGAAGACGUGGCCCAUGGACAUGUGGUGAAGUUCGAGGACAACACUUUCGUGACGAGUCAGCACCUCAAGACGAACAUUGUGGACCCGGACGCCUUAGUGGAUUUGGAGCCGAGAGAAGUUGAAAUACCGAUACCAGAAAGGCGUGUUCGGACAAAGACCCGGUUGGCUUCUAUGUCUACGGCGCACCCGCUGAACGUUGAGGAAGAGCGCGCCGAGGCCUUUGCUCGAGACCUAUGCCGUUCCGGUCAAGGAACCCCAGAGGAGAUUAUGCAGUUGUUUGGCUUGCUAAAGAAUGUCAAGGUGAAGCAAAAGCGAGGACGGGCGGCUGCUAAGAAGGGGUGUUCUUGGACAACGGGAAUGUUCGUGCACGGCGGUGUUGCGGGCCUUCGGGGGAAUACGUCACGCAUGAAGUGGUGUACCAAGUUUCUUGUGAACGCGGCGAAAACACUAUGUGCUGGCCACGAGUUUGCAGCGGUGGGCUUGCUUGAGAACGUGGACAUGGGUUGCCAUAAGGACUCUCACAGUGAGGCCGAGAAACCCACCAGCGGUGGCCAACUUUGGAUUGAAGAUGAAUCCUUAUCUCCUCGAGAUGCUGAGUGGAAGCAGGUUGCCAAGAAGCUUUCCAAGAAGGGUGCUGUUCAUGAGUUAGAGGACCGCGAUCGUAUGGAGUUUGCUGGAUUCCCGUUGAAUCACCUGGUUUCUGGGGAGGCUGAAAACCAAGUCGGAGGAGUUCGAGCUAAAGAAGCCCAGACCACUGCUGAACUUCACCUACUACAAUCACUUCCUCAUGAUGGUCAAGGAACCUUAGAUGAUGCGUUGUUGACUUUGACGGAGGACCAGCAGCAGCUCAUUGAUGAUUUGGAAGCAAAGUCGACGAGGCUCCGUUUGCUACUUGAGGAGGAGGAGGCCUUGUUGGAAGAGUGUCGCAGAGCAGGAAGUUUGGUGGGAGAUGAAGUUGAGAAUGUGCGAGGGAUCUUGGAGGACAUGAUGGAGGAAAUCACCACCCUUCGCGGAGUACAAGGGCAAGUUCAACAUGGACAUUGUCUUCGAGCAGCAGCAGUGGCACAAAACGAGAUUGACUACGAGCGCAUGCUUGAAGAGAUGACGGGAGACCUGGAGGUGGUGCACACGGUGCCAUUGGAUCAAGUUCGAGCAGCCCUUCCAAAGUGGUUGACCGCGAUUGAAAAGGAGAUCAAACAGCUCCUGAACGGCACCCUCCGCCCUAUUUAUGCGUCCCAGGCAAAGGAGCUUGAGAGGCAAGGGAAGCUGAAGCUUGUGCCGUCCAAGGCCGUUUGCACUUUGAAACCUCCGACCUCCAAAGGUGAGAAAGCUCGACGCCGUUUCAGGCUUGUUCUAUCUGGAAACUUUGCGGCCCCAGAUGACCCUAACUACUGCUUGUAUGCUGGCGGUGUCUCUGCGGAGACGGUCAGGGUUGCUCUCGCCAUCGCGGCGGCUUUCAAGUGGCUGGGAGCUACGUCUGAUAUUACGGCUGCCUUUCUCUUAGCAGAGUGGCCUAAGGAGCUGGCUCGGUAUGCGAUUUUCCCUCCUCGGAUGUUGGUGGAAGCAGGAUUCAUCAAUGCUGACCAGGUGUGGGAGGUUCUUAAACCACUUUACGGUCUCAGAGAGUCGCCGUCCAUUUGGAGCAAGUGCAGAUCAGCUAGAUUGGCAUCGGCGAAGAUUCCGUGGGGAGACAAGAUCGUGACGCUUAAACCAUGUGAUGCUGACCACGAUUUGUGGCUGGCCUACACCCAAGAUGACCCCCUAACGUUGGUGGGAAUGGUUGUGACCUAUGUGGAUGACCUCCUCUAUCUCUCUGAAGAGUCCUUGGUGAUUGCAAUCCACAAAUGGGUUGAAAGUGAGUGGCCUUGUAGUCCUCUGGAAUGGGCAAGGGACGCUACUGGAACUCGCUACCUCGGGAUGGAGAUUUACCAGCGGGACAAUGGCAACUUUGAGAUCUCUCAGGAAGGCUAUGUGAAAGAGCUGCUGAGAAGUCAUGGUUUGAUGGAGACCGUCUCCUCUCGAUUGCCGUGCCCGAAGGACUGGUUAGCAGAAGGAGAGGACAAUGAUGCCGAUGAGAACUUUUCUGCAGAAGAACUCAAGUUUGCUCAGCGAGUGGUGGGUGAACAGCUCUGGCUUGCUAUGCGAACUCGUCCGGACCUACAGUUUCCUGUGGGCUUUAUGGCGGCUAAGGUCAGUAAGCAGCCAAACCGAGUGGCUCAAAUAGGACGAAAAAUCCUCGCCUACCUCAACACCACGAAAGCCUUGAAGCUCAUUUUGGGACCCAACCAGCAGGAGGAAGCAGCAAAGGGCACGGUGGCAGUGACUGGAUAUUCCGACGCGAGUUUUUCACCGUAUGGCGAGAAGUCGUAUGGUGCCAGUGUCGUGACGGUGAUGAACAGUCCAGUCGCUUGGAAAGCUUCCAAGCAAGCUUUCGUUACCUUGUCGGUAAUGGAAGCAGAGCUGUACGAGGCCCUGAAUGCCGUGGUUCUCCUUGAAAGUGUGGGAAGCAUUGUGGAUGAAGUUUUGGGCUACAGGGCGCGCAGGACUCUCAGAGUGGACAACUCCUCGGCAGUGGCAAUGCUGGAGGGUGGACCAGGGAGUUGGCGGACGCGACAUUUGAAGGUCAGAAGCGCCAAACUGAGGGAUCAGGUUGAGGCAGGAGACCUACACGUCGAACAUGUUACAGGCGACCGGCAGAUUGCGGAUCUGGCUACAAAGAUGCAUCCGAAGAUGAGGCUGUGGGAGCUCCUUACGUUGUGGGGCUUCAAGGAUUUGCCAAGCGAAGCGGUGGAGGCCCUAGAAGCCAAGAGUGCCUAUCUGGCGAUGUUGGUGCUUGCUUUCAUCGUGUCUCCGGUGGAACCUGGAGACGAGAUUGGAGAGAAGAGCAGACUUCAGUCCGUGGGCAUCGAUGAGCUAGUGAUGGUUACCUUGCUGGUGUGCAUUGCUGCAGUGGCCCUGUGGGAAACAGCCAAGUGGAUCUUCAAAUGGAUGGUCAGAUUCUGCCGGGAGACCCCAAAGCAGAAGCGCUUGAGGAAGUUGAGAGAGACCGCUAAACAAGCGGCCGAGGAGGAGGUGGACCGUGUUUUUUCCACCAGACCAGAAGAGACCCCUAGAUUCCCCUCCUCAGCAAUGGCCUCAAGCUCCGCUUCAUCGAGCCAUGAUCUACCUCCUGAACCGCAUCCGAUUCCACGACCUCGCGUGAAUAAGAGAAUCAUCGAUCCCACUCCGGAACCGAUGUCUCGAGGCGAAGAGUUUGAACUCCUCCCGGAGAAGAGCUACUACAAGACUAAUUCUACGAGGUCAAAGAUGCACACGGAUCCGCAUUGUCAUGGCUUGCGAAACUCUGGUGAUGUGUAUGCAGUUGAGUACUGUACGUAUUGCCAACGGACCACACCGCUGUACACAAGAAGGAGUCGAUCCCUUCAGCCAGCCCGCGAGAUCGUAUUAGUGGGCUACGUGGAACCUCUGUGUGUGCGAGGAGUGUUGCAUGUCAAUUAA
Messenger RNA from Symbiodinium sp. CCMP2592, 6810 nucleotides. NCBI's taxonomy places the organism in Eukaryota, Dinophyceae, Suessiales, Symbiodiniaceae. The record is from the annotation of a GenBank genome assembly.